CUACCGUCCAAACACUUGUCCCUGUUGGUCUUCUUUGAAUUGAUCUGGGCACCCGGCACCCUAUUACGCGAAGAUUGGGAUAAAACAAAGGCAAGUAAAUUUGAGAAGGAGAAAGAGAAGGGAUAGAGGAAUGUCAUUUCAGCUCCACUCCGGCCAGUACUACCUCUUGCCGUCGCUCCCGAAUCUCGCUUCACUUACAACCUCUUCGAAGCUCUAUCAAUGUCAUGCGGCACCGCCGAGACUCUGGAGCGGUUGCGCGAGAUUGAUGUCUCCGGCUAGCAGAAAGCGGCGGCAGAAGUCAUCAGCCAACAGCUCAUUCAACCGCCCUUCGGCAUCAGCUUCCCUUGAUUUGACAGAAGACAAUGUUAAGCAGGUCUUGGUUGAUGCUCGGACAGAGCUUGCUCAACUGUUUGAUACCUCUGUUGGGAUAACAGGCAAAGUAGAACUGGCAGAAGUGGAUGGACCCUAUGUGAAGAUCAGUUUAAGUGGCAAGUUUUGGCAUAAGCGUUCCACUGUUUUAGCUAGGAUUGGCAAUUACUUGAAGAAAAAAAUCCCGGAAAUCCUGGAGGUUGAUAUAGAAGAUGAGAAGCAGUUGGAUGACAGCCCUGAAAACUUCCGAGGCAGCACUGGCCCUUGUGAGGGGCAUACUGGCAUCCCACCAAACUGAGACUACCCUACUUGAGCUUCAUAAGCGGCCUUGAAAAUAAUACAGUACUUCAUUGUCAUCUUUACUGUGAAAUUGCAAGUCCACAAGUGAGGGAAAUAUAUGGCAUUCUUCAAACUAUAUUUCUGAAAAAGUAAAAAAAAUAUUUGUCUGCUACAGUAUAGACUUAUGCUGUGUGUAUUUAUCUUAUCUUAACCAUGAAUGACUCCAUAUAUAAGUAUGGAGAAGCCAAAUAGACGCAUGGUGGUGCCGGCUGACUCAGGGUGUCCAAGUGAUUGAGAUUUGACAAAAGGCAUGAGUGGAGGUUAGAGUGCCGACCCCCAAGCCCCACACCGUGUGCCAUAGGGCACCUAGAUUGUAUUUAUUGUCUAAGGUGUUCCAACUAUCUUAGUUUAACAUUGACAAAAAUUAUCUCAGUUUAGCAUGGACAAAAAAGAAAAGGAUAAUUUGUGCGAGAUGAAAGGAGUAAUUUUUCUUGUACUCCGUAUAACUUAACAAUAUUAACCUAUUAGAAUCUCAAAGAAGUAGGCUCUGGGAAGGAGACCUUACUCAUAUUCAAAGUAAAAAGUCUAUUUCCAAGAGAUUCCUAAUUCGAACACAAUAGAAAUCACAUAGCACGAUAAAAAACAAAUUAAAGGUAAGAAAAGUGCAAGAAGACUAAGGUCGUGUUCUUUUCAAAUUAUUAUUAGAAAAAAUUACCCAAAAUAAUCCCAACUUUACCCGGUCUUUCAAAAAUAAUCUCACCUUUCACUGCGAUGCAUAAUAAUCCCAACUUUACUGAAAUUUGCCAGUUUUGGGUCGCCGUUAAGUUUCUAACGGAGGGUUAACGGAAAUGCCCGUUUUGGGCAACAAAAUGAAAGUUGGGAUUAUUUUUGAUGAAUUUUUGUUUUUUAAUUUUUUUGAAAUUUUCAUUUAAAUUUUUUAAAUUACUUUCCACCUCCAUCAUCAUUUCUUUUUCCUUUUUUAAAGAUUAGUCUUAGUUUAAAAAAUAAAAAUAAUAGAUAUAAGAAAUGAAAAAAUGAGAAAUGUAACUAAAAUGAUACAAAAAUAAUAAAAUAAAUAAGGUAAUCAAUGGAAACUAACUUUUUUUUUGAAGUCAAUGGAAACUAACUUGAAAUUGGUAAAAGUAAAAUAAAAAUAUACGGGUGGGUUUAAUAUUUUAGGCAUUAUACAAAGUAUUAACAUGUCACUUCUUAUUUUUUAGAAAAAAUUAUCUACAAUAAUUCCAACUUUACCGGACGGCUUGUUCUUUUAAAAAAUAAGUAGUACAUUAAGAC
Molecule: messenger RNA, 1941 nt
Organism: Cuscuta campestris
Lineage: Eukaryota; Viridiplantae; Streptophyta; Magnoliopsida; Solanales; Convolvulaceae
Source: the annotation of a GenBank genome assembly